Molecule: messenger RNA, 3335 nt
Organism: Platichthys flesus (European flounder)
Lineage: Eukaryota; Metazoa; Chordata; Actinopteri; Pleuronectiformes; Pleuronectidae
Gene: wee1
Product: WEE1 G2 checkpoint kinase
Exons: 10
Coding region: 454-2316 (620 amino acids)
Biological process (GO): mitotic cell cycle; protein phosphorylation
Cellular component (GO): nucleus
Molecular function (GO): magnesium ion binding; non-membrane spanning protein tyrosine kinase activity; ATP binding
Source: RefSeq, a predicted model, not a curated record
GCUCUUUGCCACGCGCGUGAUAGGAAGAGGCUAGUUGUCGGCUCAUUCAAAGUUUAGCGUAAACAUAGGUUUGGUUUUAUUGCUGAAAGACGUGUUUGCGUUUCGGUGAACUCAGCGCAAGGAGGUGACGGACACCGAUACUCGACUGGACCGGGAGAUUUCUAAUCUAACGCCGACUUUGGACGUUGCCCUCACGGUGAAAACAAGCUAACUCCGGGGCUACUUCUUAGCGCUUGAUGGGCGUGUAGGAAAUAGCAGACACGCUAACUUUUUUUCACGAUGUUAACGGACUUUUAAGCGCUUCAUCGUAGUUUGUUGUCAUUUUUAGUUCGAUACCUUGACUUUAAGGUAGUUAAAAGCUAAAAUAGGAUUGGGUUUUCGGUCGGUCGGACCGUAGUGGAAGCCCAACCGCGUGUUUCACCCGUCGACGAAGCCGGGGUUUAAACCCUGAUCAUGUCGAGCUACAGUCGCCAUCGACACGGGUCCCCCUCUCCGAAGACUGGGCCGAUUCGGCAAAAACUACAGUUUACAUCCAGCGACGGAGAGGACGAGCCCAUUGAGGAUGCUAACAACAGUACUGGAGGAGAGUCUGGCUUCACGGAGAUGGAUUCCCCGAUGCCUGUACGACGAGACACCGCCGAUAAGCGGCUGGACGGCGGCAGCAGCCCCUUGAACCAGUCCGGCGGGGACGACGACGUGGAGCUGUGGGACGAGGAGAGUUUCGGUUCACCGUCUCAUCUGCGGUCCACGUCCAGUGUCCUCUUCGCCAACUGUUCACCGUCACCGAGGAAAGGCUCUCGGCUGUACGGAGGCUCACCGGAGCGGUCCUACGUCCAGGACGACGGGGAAGGAUCCAGCUCCCCGAUCCCGGACUGUCCUGACACACCUCCACACAAAACCUUCAGAAAACUCCGGCUUUUUGACACACCACACACACCAAAGAGUUUGCUGUCCAGAGCCAGGGGCUCCGGCCCAGGGUCCUCCAGCAGGAGGGUUGCCCUGUUCAAGAAUGCGGAGCCUUCAGCAAAGUCAAUCACUGACGGCAGCAGGAGACAGCAGACCCCUCUGGUCAAUUUUAACCCAUUCACCCCGGACUCCCUCCUCAUCCAGUCCGCCACUCAACAGAGGAACAACCGGAAACGGGCACACUGGAAUGACUCAUGUGGUGAAGACAUGGAGGCCAGUGAUGGUGAAGGAGAGGAGGAAGCCCUCCCACCUUCCAAGAGGAUCACCAUGAUGGAAAGCAACAUGAUGUCCCGUUACGCCUCAGAGUUCCUCGAGCUGGAGAAGAUCGGCUGCGGGGAAUUUGGUGCUGUGUUCAAGUGUGUGAAAAGAAUCGACGGCUGCGUCUAUGCCAUCAAGCGAUCGAAGAAACCCUUGGCAGGAUCAAUAGAUGAACAGAACGCCUUACGGGAGGUGUAUGCCCAUGCUGUGCUGGGUCAGCAUCCCCACGUGGUGCGGUACUACUCGGCCUGGGCCGAGGAUGACCACAUGCUCAUUCAGAACGAGUACUGCAAUGGAGGUACACUGUCAGACGUCAUUGCAGAGAACUACAGGCGGCUCAGCUACCUGUCGGAGCUGGAGCUGAAAGAUCUGCUUCUACAAGUCACACGAGGACUCAAGUACAUCCACUCUACAUCUCUGGUUCACAUGGACAUCAAGCCAAGCAACAUCUUUAUUUCUCGGAAAGCUGUAGCGAGCUGCGAUGACUGUGAUGAUGAAGAUGGUCUGGUCACAAGUGCUGUCUACAAAAUUGGUGAUCUUGGUCAUGUCACAAGAGUAAACAAUCCCCAAGUGGAGGAGGGGGACAGCAGAUACCUGGCCAAUGAAGUUUUACAAGAGGACUACACUAACUUGAUGAAGGCAGACAUCUUUGCGCUUGCUCUGACUGUUGUCAGUGCCUCUGGGGCUGAGCCGCUUCCCACCAAUGGAGACAAAUGGCACGAGAUCCGACAAGGAAAACUUCCAGCCAUCCCUCAAGUGCUUUCUUCAGAGUUUCUGAGCCUCCUCAAGCUGAUGAUCCACCCUGAUCCAACAAGGAGACCAUCAACUUCUGAGCUCAUCAAACACCCAGUGCUUCUCACCGCUGCCAGAAUGAGUGCUGAUCAGCUCCGAGUCGAACUCAAUGCUGAAAAGUUCAAAAACGCACUCCUACAAAAGGAGCUGAAGAAGGCCCAGGUGGCCCGGGCGGCAGCAGAGGAGAAGGUUCUGUCCACCGACAGGGUCCUGACCCGCUCCACAGUCCAGUCCAACCCCAGAACCUCCAGACUUAUCGGAAAGAAGAUGAAUCGGUCGGUCAGCCUCACCAUCUACUGAGUCUUUAAUCCAACCUGACAGGAUGGUAGCUCAUGAACCUUUACUCAGACCGUUCAGUUGAAGUGGUCUUGAUUUUCUUAUCGGAGGUUGGUCAAGGUGUUGGGCUCAGCAGCUCAACAGAACUUAUAGACUUCUGCCACACUGAACUUGAACUCCUCUCGAUGGACUCUCAUUGCCAACACAAUUAAGCCUUUUUGCCAACAAACUUUAUUUGGAAAAAAAACUCAUUCCUCAAAGGUAGUUACUUUACCUUUACACUCUGUCAUUCCUUAAGUUUGCAUAGACGUCGGUGUCUCUCUGUGUCUGCCCUUGCACUUCCCUCGACAAAGCCGAAGUCCGUUGGCAGCGCAACAAAGCUGCAGUGAAGCUCUCUUCAGUGUGAAUGUACUUGCCAUCGCCGUGUGCACCUUACUGCCUGUCAAAAGCCUGAUGCUGGGUAUCAGAGGGUCUGAGAACUGAUGAUUUCUGUGUCUGUAAUGGAGCACUUUGGAGGCAAAACGUGGAACUUCCCACGUUGCAUUUUUUUUGUUUAAUAGAAAAGAACCUGCUGCUAUUGAUGUUUUGUAUGUAUCAGGGUUUGGCCAGUUUCAGGUUGGAUUGUUCUCAAGGUCAUUGGCUCUUAUUUUGAAAGUAGCAGGAGUCCAUCAGCCCUUCCCUCAUAUCACACCUUUUCUUUUUUCUGUUUGGAUAAAAAAAGGACUUGUGGCAUUUUGGAAAAUAAUCUUGAAGUACCAAACCUGGUGAUUGAAAUCAUCUGUGAGGUUAGAAUGGAUCCAUGUUGUGAUUUUCCCUGUUGAUUGGUGCUGCCAACCCUGCCUUGUAGCAUUGCCACAAUCAUCCUGUUUUAUUGGAUUCUCGUGUAUUCUGUCCUUUUUUGUUUUUCUCAUGCCGUCAUUCCCAUGAGGCUCUCCUUCACUUAGAGAAGUAUUCAUCUCUUUGUUCUGUUAAACUCUAACACACAAAACUUUUCGUUGUAACAUGUACAUAUGUUCUUUUAAUAAAGUCUCUUCUACACUCUU